Helianthus annuus (common sunflower) is the source of this 408-nucleotide messenger RNA. RefSeq lists its product as uncharacterized. The coding region runs from base 1 to 408 and encodes 135 amino acids. The record is from RefSeq and is a predicted model, not a curated record. The transcript has a single exon. Lineage: Eukaryota; Viridiplantae; Streptophyta; Magnoliopsida; Asterales; Asteraceae.
AUGUCGGCACGAGCGGCUAGGGAAAGUCUUCACAAUUUCCUUGCGUAUAUCAUUGAACUACAUAUGAAAAUAUACUUGAGAAAACCGACGUUUAGUGAUAUGCAACAAAUUUUGGAAUAUCACGCUGAAUAUCAUGGUCUCCCCGGGAUGAUCGGUAGUUUAGAUUGUAUGAAAUGGGAGUGGGAACUUUGUCCAACUGCAUGGCAAGGCUCCUACACAAGUGGAUAUUAUGGAAUGCCGGCUAUGAUGCUUGAAGCGAUUGCAUCACAAGAUCUUUGGAUCUGGCAAGCAUUCUUUGGUGUGCCCGGUUCACAUAACGAUAUAAACAUUAUACACCACUCGCCCCUUUAUAAUGAUCAAAUAAAUGGUAUUGGAUCGAAAGGAACAUUUUUUUGUAAAUGGGGUUGA